Phragmites australis (common reed) is the source of this 1433-nucleotide messenger RNA. RefSeq names its product protein BTR1-like. Gene Ontology annotation, cellular component: cytoplasm; cytosol. The coding region runs from base 145 to 1179 and encodes 344 amino acids. Gene Ontology annotation, biological process: regulation of gene expression. The record is from RefSeq and is a predicted model, not a curated record. The transcript has 8 exons. Lineage: Eukaryota; Viridiplantae; Streptophyta; Magnoliopsida; Poales; Poaceae. Gene Ontology annotation, molecular function: mRNA binding.
AUGGAUGGAUGGAUGGAUGGAUGGUCACAACACAAAAGCCCACCCCUCGCGGCCGAACCCUUGGAAUCAAUGGCGUAGGCCCAGAGCGAUCCAGUUUGCCUCGUCUCCGCCUCCGCCCCCCGCCGCCGCAGGAAGGAAGGAAGGAUGGAAGCCCCGGGCUCCCCCUACGCCUCCUCGCCGGAAUCCGCCCCCAAGCGCGCCCCACGCUCCCCUCCCCAGCAGCAACCCUCCGAGGAAGGAGAUGACAAGGAGAAACCAACACAUUUGAGGUUUCUGGUGUCUAAUACGGCAGCAGGAUGUAUUAUUGGCAAGGGUGGAUCAACUAUUAAUGAGUUUCAGUCCCAGUCUGGAGCUCGUAUUCAGUUAUCACGUAACAAUGAGUUUUUUCCUGGUACAAAUGACAGAAUCAUCAUGGUUUCUGGACUGUUUGAUGAAGUGAUGAAGGCCAUGGAGCUGAUUCUUGAGAAACUUUUAGCUGAGUUACUUUCUCAGGGCGAAGAAUUCAAUGAAGCUGAAGUUAGACCUAAAGUUAGACUUGUAGUUCCUAACAGCACUUGUGGUGGAAUAAUUGGUAAAGGUGGAGCAACAAUCAAGUCUUUUAUUGAAGAAUCACACGCUGGAAUUAAGAUUUCACCACAGGAUAACAACUAUGUUGGUUUGCAUGAUAGGCUUGUUACUGUCACAGGAACCUUCGAAAAUCAGAUGAAUGCAAUAGAUUUGAUAUUGAAGAAACUAUCUGAGGAUGUUCACUACCCACCUAAUUUGAGUUCCCCAUUUCCAUAUGCAGGUCUUGCUUUCCCAAGCUACCCUGCUGUUCCUGUUGGGUAUAUGAUUCCACAGGUACCAUACAAUAACACUGUGAACUAUGGACCUAAUGGGUUUGGAGGAAGGUACCAAAACAAGCCCAGUACACCUAUGAGAUCACCUGCUAAUAAUGAUGGUCAAGAAUCACUCACCAUUGGUGUUGCCGAUGAACACAUUGGUGCUGUUGUAGGUCGUGCCGGAAGGAACAUAACAGAGAUCAUUCAGGCUAGUGGUGCUAGGAUCAAGAUAUCAGAUAGGGGUGACUUCCUAGAUGGGACAUCUGACAGGAAAGUGACAAUUACCGGAACAUCGGAAGCCAUUCAGACUGCAGAGUCCAUGAUCAUGCAGAGGGUGUCAGCCAAUUCAGAGAGGUGAUAAAACCGUGUCGAAGAAGGCCAUCGAUGCAUCCGAAUGCCACCGAGCUCAUGUUUGAUGCCAAGAUAUUAGAUGUUUUUUCCCCUAGCAAAGCUCGAGAAGUUUAAGUUGUUAUAAUUGUUGUUUAUUGUGUCCGAUCGGUUGUGUUAUGCUAGUAAACUGUAGUUGAUUAGCUGCACCGUUUGAAUUAAUUUCUAAAUAGAGCUAUAUUUCAUCAGGUUUGACUAUUUCCAUAACAAGACGCUUGUGUACUA